This is a messenger RNA of Papaver somniferum (opium poppy), 1368 nucleotides long. Its product is annotated as transducin beta-like protein 2. The coding region runs from base 35 to 1093 and encodes 352 amino acids. NCBI's taxonomy places the organism in Eukaryota, Viridiplantae, Streptophyta, Magnoliopsida, Ranunculales, Papaveraceae. The record is from RefSeq and is a predicted model, not a curated record. The transcript is spliced from 4 exons. Gene Ontology annotation, molecular function: protein binding.
UUCAAGUUUUACGGUUCUUACCAAAAAUCUGAAGAUGAGGACAUUGCCGGAUAAACCAGAAGAAACAAUUGUGAAGCAGAAACCGAAUAUAUCUGUUCCAUCAACUGCUGCAAACAAUAAGGAUAAAAUCGGACCGCCACAGCGAAGUUUGUUUUUGAAUUAUUUGAGUGGCCAUAAAGAACCAAUUACGGCCAUAUGUUUCUCAUCUGACGGUCUAAAGUUGGCUACAGGUUGUGCUGAUGGGGUUGUCAGGAUAUUCAAAUUGGACAAUAUACUAUGUCGAAGCUUCAAAUUCAAGGGGAUUUCCUUACCGACUGGAGGAGUUCCAACAGCAGUUGCCUUCUCUGAUGGAGCAUCAUCUGUGGUUGCUGCGGCUCAACAUGGUUAUGGUUCUUGUUUAUACAUAUAUGAUGAUGGAAAUCCGGCUAAUCAGAAAAAGCAUCCGUUUUGCAAACCUCCCUUUCCAGAAUUUAAAUGGUUACAAACUGAAGUCGAUGAGACAAAGGCUUUUGUGACUCUUGCCGGAACCACUGCCAGGUAUGACACUACUGGUGGAAGUCCAUUUAUUGUUUCGUGUUCAAAAAGUAGUGAUAUUAGCCUUUGGCAUGGAAAGACUGGGAGGAUAUUGGGGAAUACUGGCGUGAACCAGCUCAAGAACAAUAUGGCAGCAAUAUCCCCCAAUGGGCGGUUUAUUGCAGCUGCAACUUGCUCUACUGAUGUGAAGGUGUGGGAGAUUGUAUACACCGAGGCUGGUUCAGUGAAGGAGAUUACAGGAGCUAUGCAACUGAAGGGUCAUACUAGUGAAGUAACUUGGUUAUGCUUUUCGCCGAAUUCAGAACGCAUCAUAACAGCGUCUAAGGAUGGUACCGUAAGAAUUUGGAAUAUUAACGUUCGGUAUGAUUUUUUUGAAGACCCGAAGAUUCUAAAGGUGUUCCCAGUACCGCUUCGUGACUCAAAGGGGGUCACUUUGCAUUAUGAGCAUCUCGAUAUUUCACCUGAUGGGAAAAUAUUGGCUGCCACCCAUUGUUCGACACUACAAUGGCUAUGUGCUGAAAGUGGAAAAGUUUUGGGGACCGAAGAUUGUGCAGAUUAAAAAAGCACAGGUUACAUAACAGCUAUUGCUUGGGCACCAAAGAAGAUUUCUGUUGACAGUGAGCUCAAGAUGGUUUUAGCCAUAAUUAGUGCCGAUGACACGAAGGUGAAGUUUUGGGUGGCUCCUGACAUUAACUUAUCAUAAAGACAUAGCAUUUCCGUUACAAUAUAACCGGGUUCUAGUACAAUUCUAGAUUGCUUGACCUGUUGACAGAAGUUUAAGUAGUUGAACAUACAACAGUCUAAAUUUUUAGAUGUAAUAAUUUACUAAUUUCA